AUGGCGGCCCGCAACCUGAGCAGGAUGAUGAGCUUCGGCAUAUCCGACGUUGCCCUGGAGUUCGUCAUGGGGUACCUCGACGACCCCCGGGACCGGGACGCCGUCUCCCAGGUGUGCAAGAAGUGGUACAACAUCGACGCCAUCACCCGGAAGCACAUAACCAUCGCCCUCUGCUACUCCACCACCCCAGAUCGCCUGCGAAUGAGGUUCCCCUGGCUCGAGUCACUGAAGCUCAAGGGGAAGCCCCGGGCGGCCAUGUUCAACCUCAUACCAGAGGACUGGGGAGGUUACGUCGGCCCCUGGAUCAAUGUGAUCGCGGAGGCCUUUGCCUGCCUCAAGUCCAUCCACUUCCGGCGGAUGAUCGUGAGGGACGCCGACCUCGAGGUCCUCAUCCGGGCCCGGGGUCAUAUGCUCCAGGCACUGAAGCUGGACAAAUGCUCUGGCUUCUCCACGGAUUCCCUCAAGCUAGUCGGCCGCACUUGCAGGUGCAAUGCUCUCCUUGACCAUGAGAUAUGCUUUCCAUAAUUCGCGUGGAUAGGUUGAAUUGCCGCAAAAUAUGAUUACGGCCCUCUUGAUUGCUCCUCUUCCUCUCCGUUUUAUACCAUUUGUCUUGCUUUUGUCCUUCUCAUGCUGGUCUUCCUGGGUAGCUCAAAACAACUCGGCCUGGGAAGUCGCUCUGCUCGCGAAAUGGAAAGCUGGUGGCCAACAUACCUACCUACCUUGGAACUUCUUUGCCCCCUCCCCAUUUUGCGGGUGCGCAAUGUGCGCGCUUACUGAUUGCCAUCAUUUUGCUCUGCUGGGUCUCUUUCUAUGCACGAUGAUGAAGGGGAUCGUCCUCCCCCGCUCUCCCCUUUUAUCCCGGUGGAUGUGUCUUGUGAAGUCAACCCUCUCCCUCCCCUGGAUAUCCACUGGGAAUCGGUGCUCCCAGUUCUGCAAGUCUGGACUGGCAACCGAAUGCCCCUUCUGGUCAUAACAUGAUGCCAACGGAGCACUCAUUUUUGAAGUUUUCAAGUUUAUCCGAGGCAUCCAAGGGCGCUGUAGCAUUAUUACAGGUGACGGAAUGAGCAUCGCUGCAUUGCAUUGAAGAGGAGGGGUCCCCAAAUUUCAACCCCCCGAAGCUUUCAUGUGGGCUCGUUUAUAUGAUGAAGUAAAUGGUUCCGAGUCACGGGUGGUGCCUCUUGACUUGACUUGACUUCCGUGAUGUUGACUUUCUGGAAAGAGGAGACCACAAGACUUGAAUUGCAUCUCACGAGAGCUUUGAGUAGUUUGUUGGAUUCUUGGCUAGUGCCUUUAAAGUUCCCAAGGGUUUCUGUAAGGCUAUCACUUACAGUGCGACUUUCCCUCGUGAAAAACUUGCAUCUAUCUCUGGCCUAUUUGCAAAAAACUAGAAAGGAUUGGCGUGUCUUGUCUGGUCGUGCGUUUACACUCUAAUAUCACAGUGAAGGUUCCUGGGGAUCUGGUCCGUGUGUGUACUCUGCCAGUCCAUGGCUGGAUUGCGUUCGGAAUGAGAGCAUUCAUGGGGUUUGUCUGCCUGUUCCUGCACCUGGGGUUCAUCCAUGCAUGCAUGGCACUCCGCACGACGAGGAAGAAAACAUUCAUCCAUAUUUGAAAAACUUGGAGCCCUCGAAGGAUUUGGCUCCUUUGAUGCCCAUCUCCUACUUUCGCAGGCUUGUAUUUUCAUAUCGGUUUUACUUUUCAGAUGAAUUACAUACCCUCGUAUAUUCUUUGAUCUUUUAUUUCAGUGCCUGCCCCGUUCUUCUGAUUUACCUUUUCCGUCAGCGGCUACCCUCUCAUCUUUGCUCAGAGCCGCAGUUCGAUGCAUCCCAAGAUUUUACUGCCAGCUUUGUGGAGACUUUUGUUGCCCUCCCUUCCUCCCUCUCUCCCUCCUAUUUUCUAACUUUCCUCGUGCACAUGACUCCGAGGCUUAGAUCAUCAAACGUUGCAGUGCCCGCCUCGGCUGGGGACUCAAAUGUGCCUAGAAAUUUCCCAGGUGUUCCUAAACUAAUAUUUCAUGACCCCUAGGCUGCCCGUUGUCGUCAAAUCGAUGUGGCUGAAAUCUAGUUACACAGCCGUCGGAGGCAUAGAACAUUGACAGGGUCAGAUCUUUCAGUUGACCGGUGUUCAUGUUGGUCAACUGGCUUAUCUAUCAUGUUGGGCCUCCGUGUUCGAGUGCUCGAAAUGCCCGACUGACGCGAGCAUGGUUCAUGUGCAGUCGCUUGAAAACCUUAUUUCUGGAGGAGAGCUCGAUCCUGGAGAACGACGGCGAGUGGCUACGCGAGCUUGCUGUCAACAACAGCGUCCUGGAGAGCCUGAACUUCUACAUGACGGAGCUGCGGAUCUCAUGCGAGGACCUCGUGCUGCUGGCGACGAAUUGCAUGUCUCUGAUAUCCCUGAAGAUCAGCGACUGCGACAUCCUGGACCUGGUGCGGUUCUUUGCUGCGGCGACUGCAUUGGAGGAGUUUGGCGGCGGCUCGUUCAACGACCGAGGGGGGGAGGACAGCGUGUACCGCAACAUCCGGUUCCCGCCGCGGCUGUGCCGCCUGGGCCUCAGCUUCAUGGGCACGAAUGAGAUGCCCAUCAUCUUCCCCUUCGCUGCCAAUCUCAAGAAGCUGGACCUCCAGUUCACCUUCCUCAGCACCGAGGACCACUGCCAGCUGAUUCAGCAAUGCCCCAUCCUGGAGGUCCUCGAGGUACUUUUAUUCUCUCUCUCUCUCUCUCUCUCUCUCUCUCUCUCUCUCUCUCUCUCUCUCUCUCUCCAUCUCUGUCCAACAAUGGGAAGUAAUUUGAGAGGGGAGCUGCAUCCAUACAUGGCAGGUGAGGAACGUCAUUGGGGACCGAGGGCUGGAGAUCGUGGCAGAGAGAUGCAAGAAGCUGAGGAGGCUCAGAAUAGAGCGAGGGGAGGACGAGUACGAGGACGAGCAGGGGAAGGUCUCGCAGAGGGGCCUGUCGGCGGUGGCGCAGGGUUGCCCGGAGCUGGAGUACCUGGCGGUCUACGUGUCGGACAUCACCAACGCGGCGCUAGCGUCGCUGGGCACCUUCAGCAAGAAGCUCCGAGACUUCCGGCUGGUGUUGCUGGACAGGGAGGAGAGGAUAACGGACCUGCCGCUGGACAGCGGGGUGCGGGCGCUGCUCAGGGGGUGCACAUCCCUGCGGAGGUUCGCCCUCUACCUCCGGCAGGGGGGCCUCACCGACACAGGCCUCCGCUAUAUCGGGGAUCUGAGCCAGAACAUCCGGUAUAUGUUGCUGGGCUACGUGGGGGAGACCGACAAUGGGCUGCUGGCUUUCGCGAGGGGCUGCCCGGACCUGCAGAAGCUGGAGCUGAGGGGCUGCUGCUUCAGCGAGCGGGCCAUUGCGCUCGCCGUGCUGCAGCUGACCUCGCUCAGGUACAUCUGGGUGCAGGGCUACAAGGCCUCCCCGGACGGCACCGACCUCCUGAACAUGGCCCGCCGCUUCUGGAACAUCGAGUUCAUCCCCCCGCAGCAGCUCCACUUGGAGGAGGCCGACGGCGUCGUCACGGUGGAGCAGCCCGCCCAGAUCCUCGCCUACUACUCCCUCGCUGGGAAGAGGACCGACUGCCCCGCCUCUGUUGUCCCCAUCUUCCCGGCAUGA
Messenger RNA from Spirodela intermedia, 3609 nucleotides. The record is from the annotation of a GenBank genome assembly. Lineage: Eukaryota; Viridiplantae; Streptophyta; Magnoliopsida; Alismatales; Araceae.